CAGUCCUUCUACUUGUUUUGUUCUUUUCUUGUAGGUUACUUUCUUUUCUUCGCUUCGCUUCACUCCGUUUGUUCGUGUUGUCGAGGAAGCUUGUGCUGGUGCUGGUGUCUUUGGUGAAACUGUUAAGUUACUGGUGUUUGUUUGUUUACAUUAACAUUUUCGCGAUCAACCUAUUGGUGUCUCAGUGAUAUAUUGUUCCUUUUGUUGUGAUUACAUGAUUGUCUUCCAAUGAAUAUUUCCAAAGAUGAUGCAUUUUGCAGCUCAACAUUUUUGGACCCAGCGGUCUCGUGGGAUACUGAGGACCCAGACCUGUCUUUGUGUUUUGAGAAGACUGUUCUGACAUGGACUCCAUGCUUGGUGCUGUGGCUCGCCACUCCGUUGGAGAUCUGCCUCAUCCAACGGAGCAAAUGCAGGGACAUCCCUUGGAGAGCCAUCAACCUACUGAAACUGGUUGGGAACUUAGCUCUCAUUGGAGUUAGCGCUGUCAGCUUAGUAUGGUCAAUUUUUAAUUCCAAGGAGGAAAAUAUUUAUCCUGUGGAUGUAUGGACACCUGCCAUACAAACUGCAUCAUUUCUGUUAACAACUGUGAUACUACUGUGGAACCGAGUCAGAGGCCGACACACUUCUGGGGUGUUGUUCUUCUUCUUCCUUUUGCUCACUAUCGGAGGAGCCGUUCAGUUCAGAACCGAGUUGAGGCUGAGAAGUAAAGAGAUAGAUGAGGAGUCAAACUUCAAGUUCAUACUUUACAUGAUCUACUAUCCAAUUGUGGUUGUGAUGCUGAUUUUAAAUUUAUUUCCUGACCCACCACCAAGGGAAACCUUCUACCCCCAAAGUAAGAAACUAUGUCCAGAGGUUCACGCAUCUUACGCUUCAAGAGUAUUGUUCGCAUGGUUCGACCGUUUGAUAUGGAAGGGUUUCAAAAGUCCGCUUACAGUAGCAGAUCUUUGGGACCUGAGGUUUCAAGACACAGCUGGCCAAAUUAUUCCCAGAUUUGAAAAGUAUUGGUUUAGGUCACCAACAAUACCGGGAGUUCCAGAGGCAUUUACAGCAACAAAUGGAAAAUCAUCUUCCUAUGGAACACUUACAAGUCAAAGGAACAGAUCCAGAAAACCCAUUUCAAUCCUGGGCCCGACAAUUAGAGUAUUGUGGUUACCAAUUAUAACUGCAGGAGUCGUCAAGUUAUCUGGCGACAUGUUGGCUUUUGUCAAUCCUCAACUGCUGAAUGUGAUGAUAAAGUUCGUAGCUGGCAAGGAGUACAUGUGGAGAGGUAUCCUCUACGCAGUUGGGAUGCUUGUUUCCGCUCAACUGCAGACGAUAUGUUUCCAUCAAAGCCUUAUGACGAUGUACAUCGUUGGACUGAACUGGAGGACAGCCCUAAUGUCUGCUGUUUAUAGAAAGGCUCUCCGUAUUUCCAAUUCAGCUCGCAAGACCUCUACUGUAGGGGAGGUGGUCAACCUGAUGGCGGUGGACGCUCAGCGAUGUGCGGACUUUGCCCCGUUUGCCCACAUGCUGUGGACGUCUCCUAUCACCAUCGCGGUCGCUCUGUACUUCCUAUGGCAAAUACUGGGUCCGUCAACUCUAGCAGGGCUUGCAGUUAUGAUAAUCAUCAUACCAGUGAACUCUUUCAUUGCGAACAAAGUCAAGUUUCUCCAGAUGAAACAAAUGAAGUACAAAGAUGAAAGAGUCAAACUUAUGAACGAGGUCUUGUCCGGAAUCAAGGUUUUGAAGCUGUAUGCAUGGGAACCGAGUUUCAAGGAUUAUAUAUCAAAAAUCCGAGAGAAAGAGCUGAAGCUAAUGAGAAGAGCAGCUUUACUCAACGCUUCCACAUCGUUUGUAUGGGGCUGCUCAUCAUUUCUGGUUUCACUUGCAACAUUUGGAGUCUACGUUUUAGUUGAUGAACACAACGUUCUCACAGUAGAAAUAGCUUUUGUUGCCACGGCACUUUUCAACGUUAUGAGAGCUGCCAUUUCUUUCUUCCCCAUGAUGAUCCAGUUGUUAGUCCAGAGCAUUGUGUCAGUAAAGAGAAUCAACAGGUUUUUGAAUGCUGAGGAGUUGGACUUUAAUUCAGUGUCACAUGAUGAAAGUAAAAAGGAACCAUUGAUCAUCGAUGGCGGAUCGUUCUCCUGGGGCACUGAGAAGGCAGAUGCAGCUGUUCUGCGCAACAUCACGCUGAAGGUCAACCCAGGGUCGUUGGUGGCCGUGGUCGGAGCCGUGGGGGCCGGCAAGAGCUCUCUCAUCAGCGCUUUCCUCGGAGAAAUGGACAAGAUAUCUGGAUACGUUAAUACCAAGGGUUCUAUUGCCUACGUGCCGCAGCAAGCUUGGAUACAGAAUGCAACAGUGCGGGACAACAUUUUGUUUGGCAGUGCCUACGAUGCCAAGAGAUACUACAAAACCAUUGAAUCUUGUUCACUAAAGCAAGACCUGGACAUGCUUCCUGGAGGAGACAAAACGGAAAUUGGUGAAAAGGGCAUAAACCUGAGUGGUGGCCAGAAGCAGAGAGUCAGUCUAGCCAGGGCAGUAUACAAUGAUGCUGACACUUAUCUACUAGAUGAUCCACUCAGUGCUGUAGACUCACAUGUGGGGAAACACAUCUUUGAGAACGUCAUCGGACCUAAGGGAGUGCUCAGCAGAAAGACUCGAGUCAUGGUGACACACGGAGUAACUUUCCUACCUCAAGUAGACGUCAUUGUAGUGAUGAAAAAUGGAGAGAUAAUUGAAACAGGAACAUUCAAAGAGUUGCUGAACAACAAGGGAGAAUUCUCAGACUUCUUAGUUCAACACAUCACCGAGUCAAAGGACGAACUUGAGGUCGAAGGAGAAUUGGAAGAACUAAUUGAGGAAAAUCCCACUUUGAAAGUUCAGAUUCAAAGGCAACUGAGUAAAUCUGGUUCUGUGAGAUCUACUUCUUCGUCAAAUUUUAGCCAUAGAAAAGCCUCUACAGCAAGUGAAGAAAAUAUUCAAACUUUGACUUCUCAAAUAGACAAACUCAUACAAGCAGAAAAGACGGAAACAGGCAGUGUAAAGCUGGGUGUCUACAUGCACUACCUCAAGUCGGCAGGCUUACUCCUGUCUGUAGCGACACUAGGUUUCCAGCUGGUAUCACAAGCGUUGGGUAUUGCAUCUAACAUCUGGCUGUCUGAUUGGUCGUCAGAUACCUCCGCGGCCGUGGACGGUGUGCAGGACAAGGAUAAACGCAACUUCUAUCUGGAAGUCUACACGGCUCUAGGCUUCAGUCAAAUGGCAGCAGUGAUAGCUGGAGCCUAUGCUUUGGCGUUUGGCACAGUUUUGGCAUCCCGUUACCUCCACAGCUCUAUGCUGGGCAACAUCUUACAUUGUCCAAUGAGCUUCUUCGACACUACGCCUACUGGUCGUCUGGUCAACAGGUUCGGCAAAGACGUCGACGUCAUCGACAACACUCUUCCGUUCACCUUCAGUACUGCACUUACUGGGUUUGGAAACGUUAUUGGGACGAUCGUAGUCAUCACUUACUCCACACCUCUCUUUGCCACUGUCAUUUUACCCGUAGGACUUCUCUACUAUGGUGUACAGAAAGUAUACAUUACUACAUCUCGUCAGUUGAAGAGGAUAGAGUCGGUGUCUAGAUCUCCAGUUUAUUCUCACUUCAGCGAAACUGUCUCAGGUGCAACAUCCAUUAGAGCGUACAAGGUGGUAGAUCGGUUCAUAAAAACAUCGGAAGAUCGAGUGGACGCCAACCAAGUGUGUCUUUAUCCGAGUCUUGUGUCCAACAGAUGGCUUGGAAUUAGACUGGAAACAGUUGGUAAUAUUCUGAUCUUCUUUGCUGCGUUGUUUGCUGUCCUUGGUCGUGACAAACUGGACGCUGGUCUGGUCGGCUUGUCCAUCAGUUAUGCAUUGCAGAUCACAGGGAUGCUGAAUCUUGCUGUGAGGAUGUCAUCAGAAGUAGAAACAAACAUUGUGUCAGUCGAGAGAAUCAAGGAAUAUUCUGAAGUCCCGACUGAAGCUGCGUGGGUUGUGGAGCCUCGUCCUGACGCCCAGUGGCCCAGUCAUGGCACAGUGCAGUUCCAGGACUACCAAGUGAGAUACCGAGACGGCCUGGACCUUGUGCUGAGGGGAGUCUCGUUUGUUGUCAAUGGUGGAGAAAAGAUUGGUAUCGUGGGCCGCACGGGGGCUGGAAAGUCUUCCCUCACCCUAUGUUUAUUCCGCAUUUUGGAAGCAGCUGGAGGUCAAAUCUUCAUCGAUGGCCUCAACAUCUCCAAAAUCGGUCUGGGAGACCUGAGAUCAAAACUCACCAUUAUUCCCCAGGAUCCUGUGCUGUUCUCUGGCUCCUUGAGGAUGAACCUUGAUCCGUUUGAGAAGUACAGUGACAGUGACAUAUGGAGAGCUUUGGAACACGCUCAUCUCAGUGUAUUUGCUCGUGGACUGGCAGCAGGACUCAACCAUACUAUCUCUGAAGGAGGUGAUAAUUUGAGUGUUGGCCAGAGACAGCUGAUCUGCCUAGCCCGAGCUCUGUUACGCAAGACCAAAGUGUUGAUCUUAGAUGAAGCAACGGCAGCCAUUGAUCUGGAAACUGACGACAUAAUACAACAAACAAUCCGCAGAGAGUUCAAGGACUGCACGGUGUUGACUAUAGCUCAUAGACUCAAUACUAUCAUGGACUCUGAUAGAGUCAUUGUACUAGACAAAGGUACAAUAAAGGAGUUUGAUUCACCACAAAAUCUCUUGAGUUCUUCAUCAACAAUUUUCCAUGGAAUGGCUAAGGAUGCUGGGCUUGUUUGAUUUAGGUAUAAGGCCAAAAACACUAUAUACCUUGCUCUCUUUCCUAACACAGAAAAGUAAGGUGCAGAGGAAACUAGCUUAUGGAACGACCGUGCGCUUUUAGCUCUAGUAAGUUGUGCCAGAAAUUUACUUGUGACGACCAAAGAAGAGCCUGAGCGGUGAACACUGUGCAAAAAACCUAUCGCAAAGGACACAGGGUCCUCCAUCGUGAGCGUUGUAGCACAUGAGGGGAGGGGGGUGGUGUUGGACUUUGCCUUAGACACCAGCGACUAGUGCUAGACACCACUUAAGUGUACUAUUAUUGAAUGUUCCCUCUGUACCUUACUUCUUGAUGUCUUCCUUUUAGGUUAUCAAUGUUAAGUUUUAAAACUAUGGUCAGUAAUAGUUUUAUUUUAUGUUAAACCUAGAAGGUAAACAUGUUUUCAAAUUCACAUGUUUUUAAAGCAAAUGCUCUUUUAAAAUAGGAAAUAAAAUACUUGUUAAGUAAUUAUGUAUGAUAAUGUACAUGACAAAUUUUAUGUUAAUGAAUGAUUGUAGGUAUGAAUGUUUUAUGGAUGAAUUUGGAAGUAGUAGUAUACUGUUGGCGAAAUUACUAUAUAAACAGAUAAGUCCAAAAAUAUAAUUGAAAUUUGGUAAGUAUAUGCUAACACACUGGGAUUAGAAUUUGGAGUUUUGAGGGUGGAAGAUGAGUUAAAAAUCAUUUUUGUGUUCAUGUAACAAAAAAAAGUUGAAGUUUAAUUUAUUUUUUUGCAACCAUACAGGGUGUCACAAAA
Macrosteles quadrilineatus (aster leafhopper) is the source of this 5528-nucleotide messenger RNA. Its product is annotated as ATP-binding cassette sub-family C member 3-like. NCBI's taxonomy places the organism in Eukaryota, Metazoa, Arthropoda, Insecta, Hemiptera, Cicadellidae. Gene Ontology annotation, molecular function: ATP hydrolysis activity; ABC-type transporter activity; ATP binding. The transcript is spliced from 31 exons. Gene Ontology annotation, cellular component: membrane. The coding region runs from base 229 to 4755 and encodes 1508 amino acids. The record is from RefSeq and is a predicted model, not a curated record. Gene Ontology annotation, biological process: transmembrane transport.